UCCGUGAAGCGGAAAAAGUAUACAGCCACUGACUACUGCGGAGGUUGCAUUGCUUUUAAUGCCUCAUUGCCACUGCAGAGGUCUGAUUGAACGUAUAUUGGGUUUUACUGUUUCGCUGCACAGAUAGCGCUGCUGUAAUCAGUCUGGUAUUGUAUAAGCUACCCUUACUGGGCCUCAGUAAAUUAUUACUAUCUGGACUCUCGAUGAGGAUGUUGUUCCAAGUGGCUAUCGGGUAGAGGUAGAGGUAGACGAUAACAGAUAUCAGGAUGCUAUGUGAAUUGGGUGUUGAACGUUUCAUUGACUCUAGUAGAUCAGGUAAAAUCUUACCCAGGAUCUUUCUGAAGUACGAUUAGCCUACAUUAUACGUUUAUUUGUCACAACUGAAAUCGAGUUUCGAUAUUUAAAAGGACGUUUGAUUGCUCUGGUCUAGUUGUGACAAAGAAAGUAACUAGUGUGGGCUAGCUACAGAUUUACUCUUGAGGUUUUUUUUUUUGAAGAAAGGCUGAAGAAAGAAUAGCUUCCACGAUGGAUCAGGACAGAGCUAGCCCACCCCCCUCCACCCUGCUGGAGUCCCCUGGUCACAACUCUCCUGGUAGAGCCUUACUGCUGGGUCUGAAGAGGGUGUCUGUGUGGCUGGUCGACUGCAGGAAAACACCAGGGCAGAGUGGAACUGUAAGAGAAGGACACGAGGAGGAGAGAGAUGGAGAUUUGAUUUCAUCAAGGGACACUCCAAACCGUCGUUCUCUCAGUGGGAGGGGCUUAUCAUCUGGGGAGCCUCAACCACAUCAUGUUGCUGACGAGACAGAGAAGAGUCUCUCCAGAUCAGAACAUCUCAAGAAACACCAGCAGAGAGGUACAAGGAAGAAACCUCACCACUGGUCCUCUGACUGUGGGAAGAGUUUCCGAAGCCGGAGUGGAAUCAUUAUUCAACAGCGGAUUAACAACAGAGAGAAACCGUACUGCUGCUCUCAUUGUGGGAUGAGUUUCGCUGCCUCUCAAACCUUAAAAUUUCAUCAGAGAAUUCAUACAGGGGAGAGGCCUUACCCCUGCGUUGAUUGUGGGAAAUGCUUUGCUUUAGCUUGCUCCCUGACUAUACACCAGCGCAUACACACAGGAGAGAAGCCUUAUAGCUGUGAUCAGUGUGGGAAGAGCUUCAGUCAAUCAGGGAGCCUGAAUUCACACCUGCGAACACACACUGGAGAGAAACCUUAUAGCUGUGAUCAGUGUGGGAAGAGCUUUUCUCGAUCAGUACAUCUGACUAGACACCAGCGCAUACAUACAGGAGAGAAGCCUUAUAGCUGUGAUCAGUGUGGGAAAAGCUUUUCUCGAUCAUUACAUCUGACUAGCCACCAGCGCAUACACACAGGAGAGAAGCCUUAUAGCUGUUAUCAGUGUGGGAAGAGCUUCAGUCAUUCAGGCCAACUGACUAGACACCAGCGCAUACAUACAGGAGAGAAGCCUUAUAGCUGUGGUCAGUGUGGGAAGAGCUUUUCUCGAUCAGUACAUCUGACUUGCCACCAGCGCAUACACACAGGAGAGAAGCCUUAUAGCUGUGGUCAGUGUGGGAAGAGCUUCAGGCAUUCAGGGAGCCUGAAAUCACAUCAGCGAAUACACACUGGAGAGAAGCCUUAUAGCUGUGAUCAGUGUUGGAAGAGCUUCAGUGAUUCAGGCCAACUGACUAGACACCUGCAAACACACACAGGAGAGAAGCCUUAUAGCUGUCAUCAGUGUGGGAAGGGCUUUUCUCGAUCAGUACCUCUGACUAUACACCUGCGAACACACACUGGAGAGAAGCCUUAUCGCUGUGGUCAGUGUGGGAAGAGCUUCAAUCAAUUUGGGCAUCUGAAUUCACACCAGCGAACACACACUGGAGAGAAACCUUAUAGCUGUGAUCAGUGUGGGAAGAGCUUUGCUCAAUCAGGCCAGCUGACUAUACACCUGCGCAUACACACAGGAGAGAAGCCUUAUAGCUGUGAUCAGUGUGGAAAGGGCUUUGCUCGAUCAGGCCAGCUGACUGUACACCAGCGAACACACACUAGAGAGAACCCUUAGAUAGGUAUAUGUGGGAAGAGCUUUGUUAAUUUAGGGCCAAUGAGAAAAUACCAAAAAGCACAAACAUGACGUAUUUCAUAUCCCUCCUAUCCAGCACUGGUUCCAGAUCCCUAAAUAAAGGAUCAAUAGAAAACAUCUAGUGAACAGUCAUAUCCAUCUCCCAUUCUUAAACAGUUGACUUAGUCUGAUCACCAUGGUAACGUCUCUGGAACAUAAUAUGCAGCUCUGAUCAACGAUCAUUUCUCCCCUGUGUCUAUGUAAUAUCAUACAUUGUGAUCUAAAUGGAUAAAUGUUAUCAUAGAAAAUGUCAUAGUGAACCUGUGUGUGUUGGGGGGGAUGUUGAUAAUUGUAUCUUCUUUCAUAUACUCAUGAUACUAUUAUUAUUAAAUGUCAUUAUGUAGAAUAAUGUUUCAACAAUAGGUGUAUAUUCAUGUUUUCAAUUGAUCAAUGAAUUAAAUCCAUUAUCUUCCAAACAAGAAGUUAUCACUUUAAUUUGAUAUUUUUAUAAUAAUUAUCUAAAUUGAUUAAAACUAAUCAAUGAUACAUUGGGUAAUAAUAUCCAUGAGGUCAAGGCAAAAACUAUGUAUGCUGUGUCUUGUAACAGCGGUUAAUGUAAUAACUUUUAGAUUUCUAAUGUAAUAAU
Molecule: messenger RNA, 2695 nt
Organism: Coregonus clupeaformis (lake whitefish)
Lineage: Eukaryota; Metazoa; Chordata; Actinopteri; Salmoniformes; Salmonidae
Product: zinc finger protein OZF-like
Exons: 3
Coding region: 526-2052 (508 amino acids)
Biological process (GO): regulation of DNA-templated transcription
Molecular function (GO): DNA-binding transcription factor activity, RNA polymerase II-specific; RNA polymerase II cis-regulatory region sequence-specific DNA binding
Source: RefSeq, a predicted model, not a curated record